AAGCUACAUUUGGAGGGGUUAACCAAAUCUCCCCACCGUUUCGCCAAGCGGCGGCGAGUCUCUCACCCUUUCAAAAACUCACCAACUCUUGUAUGGCAUAAACCCUCAUUAUCUUCUUCUUCUUCUUCUUCUUCUUCAUCCCAUUUCUUCCUUAUUAAUAACUCCUAUUCCACCUUCGAAAAUAAAAAUCGCAUUCCAUUUUCGAAGCAUCAUAUGAUCCGGUUUGAAAUGGAAACCCUAACUCUGUCUCACCCUCCGCUCACCUCCGCCGGCGGCAUUGCCGCCUGCCGCCGCAGCACUACCACCUCCAGAUCCUCUGUUUCACUCUCCGCCUCAUCGUCUGCCAACCGCUCCCGGGUUAUCAAGUGCGCCGCAGUCUCGCCGCCUCCGUCUAUGGUUUGUCAAUGGGAGGAGUUCAAGGAAGCUGCGCUGCUCGGGAAUUUGAUUCCUCUCUUUACGUCGAUUUUCUCUGAUCAUUUAACUCCUGUGCUUGCUUACCGCUGUUUGGUGAAAGAAGAUGACAGGGAUGCGCCCAGCUUCUUGUUUGAGUCCGUUGAACCUGGGGCUCUUAAUGUUUCCUCGGUCGGGAGGUACAGUGUCAUUGGUGCUCAGCCGACUAUGGAGAUUGUUGCGAAAGAGAAUAUGGUGACUAUUAUGGACCACCACGAAGGAAAAAGGACAGAAGAAUAUGCAGAAGAUCCAAUGGAAAUUCCCCGUAAGAUUAGUGAAAAGUGGAGACCUCAACGCCUUGAUGAGCUCCCUGAGGCAUUUUGUGGUGGUUGGGUUGGCUUCUUCUCUUAUGAUACAGUUCGUUAUGUUGAGAAGAAGAAACUUCCAUUCCCAAAAGCCCCUUUUGAUGAUCGAGACCUUCCGGACCUUCAUAUAGGACUUUAUGAUGAUAUAAUUGUUUUUGAUAGUGUGGAAAAGACAGCACAUGUUAUUCAUUGGGUGCAGUUGGAUCGCUUUUCCUCAGUUGAGGAGGCCUUUAAUGAUGGAAUGAACAGAUUAGAAUCUCUAAUGUCUAGGGUGCAUGACAUAGUGCCUCCUAGGCUGUCUGCGGGAUCAGUCAACUUAUGUACAAGCCUCUUUGGUUCACCAUUGAAGAACUCAACAAUGACAAGCAAAGAAUAUCAAGAGGCUGUUUUAAAAGCCAAGGACCACAUACUUGCAGGGGACAUUUUCCAAAUAGUUCUUAGCCAAAGGUUUGAACGGAGAACAUUUGCAGAUCCAUUUGAGGUAUACAGGGCACUAAGAGUUGUAAAUCCUAGCCCAUAUAUGACCUACUUACAGGCUAGGGGGUGUAUUUUAGUUGCUUCCAGUCCUGAGAUUCUUACUAGAGUUAAAAAGGGGAAAAUCACUAAUCGGCCACUAGCAGGGACUGUGAGGAGAGGAAAGACUACUAAAGAAGACAAAUUACUGGAAAAGAAUCUUUUGAAUGAUCAAAAGCAGUGUGCAGAGCACAUAAUGCUGGUUGACUUGGGAAGAAACGACGUGGGAAAGGUUUCUAAUUCUGGUUCUGUGAAUGUUGAGAAACUCAUGAACAUUGAACGGUAUUCUCAUGUCAUGCACAUCAGCUCUACGGUUACUGGAGAUUUACAUCACGAUUUAAGUAGCUGGGAUGCUCUGCGGGCUGCACUGCCAGUUGGAACUGUUAGUGGGGCACCAAAGGUAAAGGCCAUGGAGUUAAUUGACGAGCUAGAAGUAACAAGGCGUGGGCCAUACAGCGGUGGGUUUGGGGGGAUAUCUUUUUCGGGUGAUAUGGACAUUGCAUUGGCUUUAAGGACCAUAGUUUUCCCCACCGGGGUGCGCCACGACACAAUGUACUCGUACAAGGAUGCUAAUACAAGACGAGAUUGGGUGGGCCAUAUACAAGCCGGGGCAGGUAUAGUUGCUGACAGCGAUCCCGGCGAGGAGCAGAGAGAAUGCGAGAACAAAGCUGCAGCCCUUGCACGAGCCAUUGAUCUCGCCGAGUCAUCAUUUGUUGAGAAAUACCAGUUCGCGAGCAGCAGAUGCGAAACCUAGGUCCAAUCUCUAUGCCGCUCUGCCGCGGUCCAGUUUCAACCACCGAUGCAGUGUGCACAGAGACUCGGGCUCUGGUGGCACCGAGGUUAUCACUGCCUUUAAGAAAAUCAAGGGGAAGAACCCCAUGACAAUCUCAGCUAUUUGCUUCUCCAUUGCUAAUAAAGGACACCUUAACCC
Molecule: messenger RNA, 2199 nt
Organism: Cuscuta campestris
Lineage: Eukaryota; Viridiplantae; Streptophyta; Magnoliopsida; Solanales; Convolvulaceae
Source: the annotation of a GenBank genome assembly